Musca vetustissima is the source of this 2145-nucleotide messenger RNA. RefSeq names its product transcription factor HNF-4 homolog (gene Hnf4). Lineage: Eukaryota; Metazoa; Arthropoda; Insecta; Diptera; Muscidae. Gene Ontology annotation, cellular component: nucleus. Gene Ontology annotation, biological process: cell differentiation; anatomical structure development; regulation of transcription by RNA polymerase II. The record is from RefSeq and is a predicted model, not a curated record. Gene Ontology annotation, molecular function: nuclear steroid receptor activity; zinc ion binding; RNA polymerase II cis-regulatory region sequence-specific DNA binding. The coding region runs from base 5 to 2134 and encodes 709 amino acids. The transcript is spliced from 7 exons.
CUCAAUGUUUUCGAAUAUGCUAAAAAUGAAAACGGAAAUAAUAACCAGCAAUGGAUUCGAUGACAGCUAUAUUUUCGAGGAUAAUCUGUUGCAUAUGAUUGAUCCUGAGAAUCACAUGCUACACUCGGAGGCAAUAUCGGUGGCGGCCAGUACACAUGCUCACAGUCCAGUUAGCCAGGAACUGAGUCCGCUGGCAACAUUGGGUCACAACAGCAACAGUAAUCACAGUAAUGCCAAUUCACCGGCCAGUACGGGUAGCAACAACAAUAGUACAUCGUUUGCCACAGUCAACAGUAAUGCGGCGGGUAAUAACAACAACAACAACAGCAACAACAAUUCACAAUCAUCGACGGUGUGUGCAAUAUGUGGUGACCGGGCCACGGGUAAACAUUAUGGUGCCUCCAGCUGUGAUGGCUGUAAGGGGUUCUUUAGGCGUAGUGUACGCAAAAAUCAUCAAUACACAUGCAGAUUUUCCCGCAACUGCGUCGUGGACAAAGACAAACGCAACCAAUGCCGCUAUUGCCGUUUGCGUAAAUGUUUCAAGGCCGGCAUGAAAAAAGAAGCUGUACAAAAUGAACGUGAUCGCAUUAGCUGUCGCCGCACCUCCAAUGAUGAUCCUGAUCCAGGAAAUGGUUUAUCGGUUAUAUCUCUGGUUAAAGCUGAACUAGAAAGUCGACAAUCAAAAGCUGGUGCUGCCAUGGAAACAAAUGCCAAUGAAGAUCUCUCGACAAAACAAUUUGCCAGCAUUAAUGAUGUCUGUGAGUCGAUGAAACAACAGCUACUGACACUAGUCGAAUGGGCCAAACAUAUACCGGCAUUUAAUGAACUCCAAUUGGAUGAUCAAGUGGCUCUGCUGAGGGCUCAUGCUGGAGAGCAUUUAUUGUUGGGACUGUCACGUAGAUCGAUGCAUUUAAAAGAUGUUUUAUUGCUGAGCAAUAAUUGUGUCAUUACUAAACAUUGUCCAGAUUCCCGUGUCUCACCCAAUUUGGAUAUAUCACGCAUUGGUGCACGCAUAAUCGAUGAACUUGUAAUGGCCUUGAAGGAUGUCAACAUUGAUGAUACAGAGCUGGCCUGCAUUAAGGCAUUGGUGUUUUUUGAUCCAAAUGCCCGUGGCCUAAAUGAACCACAACGCAUUAAAGCAUUACGCCAUCAAAUCCUUAAUAAUUUGGAAGACUAUGUCUCCGAUCGCCAAUAUGAAUCACGAGGACGUUUCGGUGAAAUUCUGCUCAUAUUACCAGUACUACAGUCCAUUACCUGGCAGAUGAUCGAGCAAAUACAAUUUGCCAAAAUCUUUGGGGUGGCUCACAUUGAUUCACUGCUGCAGGAAAUGUUGCUGGGAGGCGAAUUGGCCGACAACAAUACUCCACUGACACCACCAAAUCUUAACAACUACAGUCCCAGUCAUGGUUUAGAUGUUAGUCAAGUUACCUCCUCACUGGAUGUCUUAUCCUCGCCAUCGAGCAGUGAUCAUUUAAAUGAUGCCAUUUCCACAUGCAUGGAAAAUUCACUGGAAGCCCAGUUGAUGAUGGAUAAUAGUUCGGUGAAUGGUCAUUUUAAUUUAAUGACCUCAUUGAUAUCACGGUCCUCUAAUCAACUUAAUGCAGCUGGUGCUGCCGCAGGAGGUGCAACAGGAAUGCGCCGUGAAACAAGUUCACCUUUGCUAAAUGACAGUGAUCGCAGUAAUGAGGCGAUAGAUCCCACACGCAAUCCAAACCAACAAUAUUUGGAUUCAUAUAAUCAUCAGCAACAGCACCACACACAACACAGUAUGGGACCGGGACCCAUAGCCACACAUUCACCACCAUUACAUCGUAGUCAUCCCUACCAAAGAUCCGAUUCUAGCCCAAAUUCUAAUUCAGCCAACAAUGGCGGCAAUAAUCCCAGUCAGACACCACGUAAUCCUGCAGAAAUGACACUCAACGAAUAUAAUCGUAGUGAGGGCACACCAGAGGAGUUGUUGCGAAGAGCCCCAUUGAAAAUACGUUGCACUGAAGCCUUAACUGCCAUACCCAGCAAUUUGCCUGUGACCACCAGCUCCAGUUCCCUUAAUUCCAGUUACAUUCUAAAUCCCAUGCAUGAUGGUAGUGAUGCAUAUCGCAUGACCUUAAAACAGGAACCUGAAACAGGUUACUAAAAAGUGCCUUU